CUUCGCUUUUAGGCUUCAUCCAUCAAGUUCGUUUUCGCCAACGCAUUUGUACGACAAGGGCUUUCCUGGAAACAAGCUACCCUUCCGCACCCUGUGACGCCUUGAAUAGCUUACACACGACAGCAGCCAUGGCUGCGCUGCUGCUUAUUACUACUGCCGCACUAGCGGCGGUAGUUACGGUUCAUGGUCUGUCGCCAGCCGAGCUUCUUUCGCGCGGAGAAGCGCUGCAAAGCUGGCUUGUUGAGCAGCGUCGGGAGCUGCACAAGCUGCCUGAGCCUGGCUUCCAGGAAUUCAGCACGCACAGCCGCAUCGUUCGCUUCCUGGAGGCGCACAACAUUCCCUACAGCUACCCCUAUGCUAAGACCGGCAUCGUAGCCCAAAUCGGCUCCGGCAAGCCCGUCGUGGCUAUCCGUACCGACAUGGACGGCCUGCCCAUUCAGGAGCCAGAGGGCCUGCCAUUCAAAAGCCAGAAAGACGGCUGGAUGCACGCAUGCGGCCACGACGGCCACAUGACCAUGGCCAUGGGUGCCGCCAAGCUGCUGUGGGAGGCCCACCAGGCGGGGGAGCUGCCGCCCGGAUCCGCACACAUCGUGUUCCAACCGGCGGAGGAGGGCGGCGCGGGGGGCGACCUCAUGAUCCAGGAGGGCGCUCUAGAUGACGUGGACGCCGCCUUCGGGCUGCACGUGAUGCCGCACCUGCCCUCCGGCUCGCUCCACUCCCGCCCCGGAACCAUCAUGGCGGGCGCGCUGUCCUUCCGGGUGGUGGUGGCGGGGCGGGGCGGCCAUGCAGCCAUGCCGCACCUCAACGUGGACCCAGUGGUUGCGGCGGCGGGGCUCAUGUCGGCGCUGCAGACGGUUGUGAGCCGCGAGACCUCCCCUCUGGGCUCGGGGGUGCUGAGCAUCACCAUGCUGCGGGCGGGGGACGCGUACAACGUCAUACCCGACUCCGUCAUGUUCGGGGGGACCAUUCGCGGCCUGACCCACGAGCACCUGAUGUUCAUGAAGCGGCGGUUGGAGGAGAUGGCGCCCGCCGUCGCUAGCGGUUACGGUUGUAACGCUACCGUUGACUGGCGGUUGGACGAGCAACCGUACUACCCGCCAACCGUCAACGACGAGCGUAUGGCGAACUUCGCGAUGCAGACCGCCGCCUCGCUGCUGGGUCCCGCCCAGGUGCAGCUGGCCGAGCCGCUCAUGACUGGGGAGGACUUUGCGUUCUUCUGCCGCAAGGUUCCCUGCGCGCUGAUGUUCCUGGGUAUUCGCAACGAGAGCGUCGGCUCCGUGCACGCGCUGCACAGCCCCAAGUUCACGCUGGACGAGGGGGUGCUGCACAAGGGUGCCGCGCUGCAUGCGUCCAUCGCGCUGGAGUACCUGAAGACGUUUGGGGGGCAGGGGCAGCAAGGGAAGGAGGAGGAGAGGGAGAAGGCCGCGGAUGCCGCGGAUGCUGCUCCUUCAGCGGAGCACGACAAAGAUGAGCUGUGAAGGGGACAAUCAAUUCACCUUGUGAGGAUUUUUGAAGCGUCGAUUACGAUAAAAACAUGGUUGAAAGGAACAGUGCCCGAGGCAUGCGCUGCUUGUUUGGGGUUUGUUACUUGCUUGCCACUCCAGGUAAAUGCGGAAAGGCGGGUGCUGUGUUGUUGGGGAGGCUUAGGAGGAGCAGGAUGGCAAGAUGGUAUGUCGGCAGGAUGACACGGCGGUUAGUUAACAAUGAAUAAAAUUAAAGUGUACGGCAGCCUUCUCCCUGACUGUACGGCAGCCUUCUCCCAG
Messenger RNA from Astrephomene gubernaculifera, 1763 nucleotides. The record is from the annotation of a GenBank genome assembly. NCBI's taxonomy places the organism in Eukaryota, Viridiplantae, Chlorophyta, Chlorophyceae, Chlamydomonadales, Astrephomenaceae.